Papaver somniferum (opium poppy) is the source of this 1130-nucleotide messenger RNA. Its product is annotated as protein LURP-one-related 15-like. The coding region runs from base 71 to 757 and encodes 228 amino acids. The record is from RefSeq and is a predicted model, not a curated record. The transcript is spliced from 3 exons. Lineage: Eukaryota; Viridiplantae; Streptophyta; Magnoliopsida; Ranunculales; Papaveraceae.
CUCUCUCUAUGAUCUGUUUAUAUGGAUCUUGGAUGGGUCUAAGAGUCCUAUCUCACCACCACCAUCACCAAUGGAAGGCAAUCAAGCAUUACAAAACAAUUCUAUCGUUGUGAUCUCACCUCAAUAUUGCGCACCAUAUCAAGUAGAUCUUUAUAUUGCCAAGAAAGUUAAAAAAGUAACGGAAGAUAGGUAUUUAGGAGCUUUUGAUAUCAAUGGAAAUAACAUCUUCAAAGUUAAAACCAGCGGUUUUUUCAGCAGUAGACUUAUCCUUAUCGAUGCUAACGGAGUUCCGGUCGUAUCUAUAAAACCAGUGACAUUUUCUUUCCUUGAAAGGUGGAAAGUAUAUAGAGGAGAUAGCAAAGACUCAAAAGACCUGUUGUUUAGCGUGAAGGAAUCUAAGUUUUUUCAACUCAAGACCAGUUUGGAUGUGUUCUUAGCAUCAAACACAGCUGAGGAUGUCUGUGAUUUUAAGAUUAAACAAAGAGAUAGCAAGAAAUCUUGCAUCAUAUACCGUGGGAAUUCAGAUAACAUCAUUGCUGAGAUGCACAAAAACAAGGCUAUUCGAGAUAAAGUUCGCGGGAAGGACACAUACUCACUCACUGUCUAUCCGAAUGUUGAUUAUGCUUUUGUUGUGGCGAUGCGUGCGGUUCUAGAUGAAAUUAAUACGCCUCGUAACAGAAGUGGUGGUGGUGGCGGUGGCGGCGGCGGGGUUAGUGGUGGAGGUGGAUGUGGUGGUGGCGGCGGAGGUGGGGAUUGAUGCUAACUCAAUUAUGAUGCUUAUUUAUUUUUGUUCGUCCUUAAAAAAGAAAAUUGGUGUUGAUAAGUUCCAUAUCAUCUAAAUAAAUCAAUAAUGUGAUGUACCUGUAAAUUAAUAUUUUCUUUUUUUUCCGAAAAAUAUAAGAUGGAAUUAGAAAAAAAAAUUCCAAGACAGCACCCUCGAAAUAUACAUGAAAGUAAAGAGAAUUUAUAACUGACUAUUCUCUAAACAAGAUUUUCCAAUCAAAAACGAAAUCAUCUAACUUCAUGUUUUUAAAUGAAUCAACAUUAAAGGUAAUAUACUAGUUAGCAAUACCUUUUAAGGUUAGCAACUACUAUCCAUGGUUGGCAUUGUACAUAUUUCUACAAAGUUG